This is a messenger RNA of Sinocyclocheilus anshuiensis, 590 nucleotides long. RefSeq names its product prostate-associated microseminoprotein-like. The record is from RefSeq and is a predicted model, not a curated record. The coding region runs from base 66 to 458 and encodes 130 amino acids. The transcript has 5 exons. NCBI's taxonomy places the organism in Eukaryota, Metazoa, Chordata, Actinopteri, Cypriniformes, Cyprinidae. Gene Ontology annotation, cellular component: cytoplasm.
UCUUAAGGAAACCACAGGAGAACAAAACCCCAGAAAAGAUCGCUAUACAAGAUUCACGGGGAAAGAUGGGUUCAAAUGUCCCCACUGGUCAUAUACUGCUGAUCGCAGCCUGUCUGCUAAACGCACUUGCUCCAACUCUAUCAGUGAACAGAGGCGGAGAGUGCACAUUCAACACCAAAGGCACCUGUGAAUAUCUAGGACAGGUCUUCGGCAUUGGCGAGAGUUGGAUUACUAAAGACUGCUACCAGUGUGUGUGUAUGGAGCCCUUCGGGGUGGGCUGCUGUGAUCACAACUCCCAACCAGUAGAUUAUCCUGAGUGGUGUGAGCUCAUCAGAAAGCCCGACUCCUGCACCAGUGUGGCUGUGAUGAGAGCCAAUCACAAACUCCCUUGUCUUUAUGGGAAGUGGGGCAGGAUGCGACCCGAGACAUGGAAGUCUGACAAUGAUUUAUUGUUCUAAAUGAGAUGUUAAAUAUCACUAACUUAGGUUAGCAAUUUUACCUUUUGGGAAUUGAAAAGCAUCAACCAUUUUUACCAUUCUGUUUCGGGGAAUUAAUGGGGUCAUAUGAUGCUUUUUUAAAGAUCAUUAUUU